Molecule: messenger RNA, 3362 nt
Organism: Puntigrus tetrazona (Sumatra barb)
Lineage: Eukaryota; Metazoa; Chordata; Actinopteri; Cypriniformes; Cyprinidae
Product: connector enhancer of kinase suppressor of ras 2-like
Exons: 8
Coding region: 1-1449 (482 amino acids)
Source: RefSeq, a predicted model, not a curated record
AUGACGGCUCCACUGUCCUCCAUCAGCAAGAGAAGAAUCUCUUGUAAGGACCUGGGUCGUGGAGACUGUGAAGGCUGGCUGUGGAAGAAGAAGGACGCUAAGAGCUAUUUCUCGCAGAAGUGGAAGAAGUACUGGUUUGUUUUGAAGGACGCCUGCUUGUACUGGUAUAUGAACGAAGAGGAUGAGAAGGCCGAAGGGUUUGUCAGCCUCCCUGAGUUUAAGAUCGACAGAGCCAGUGAAUGUCGCAAAAAAUAUGCGUUUAAAGCGUGCCAUCCCAAAAUCAAGAGCUUCUACUUCGCAGCCGAUGGCGUGGACGAUAUGAACAGAUGGUUGAGUCGUCUCAACAUGGCGGCUGCCGGCUACGCAGAAAGAGAGCGAAUCCGUCAAGAACAAGCAGACUACUGGAGUGAAAGUGAACAUGAAGACAAUGAGACGCCCUCGACGCCCAAGCAAGACAGCCCACCGCCCCCUUAUGACACGUACCCACGGCCACCCUCAAACCAGGUGAGUUGUGCGAGUCCUUAUCUAGAACCCAAGCACGGCCGCCUCUCAUCCACAGAAACGUCACAGUCUCGCUCCUCUCAUGAGGAGUACCGCUCCGAACCGCAAGGCGGCAGCAGCAGCGGAGGAGGUUCCCCAGCUCGGAAGUCUGCCAGCCAGCGGCGCUCAUGGCAGGACCUGAUUGAAACCCCUCUGACCAGCUCAGGCCUCCACUACCUGCAGACCCUGCCCCUAGAGGACGCUGUGUUCUGCGAGCCAGGGGCCGGACUUUCUCCAGAAUAUCGCCGCCAGUCCACUCUACCUGCACAACGCACACUGAUGCAGGAACAUUACGGUCCCUUUCCAAUGCUUGAAGGGGAAAGGCUCCGAGAGCCUGUUAAUGCAGCCGGGAAACCCCGCAGCUUCACCUUGCCUCGGGAUAGCGGCCUGCAUGCCCUCCUUACACCCACCUCCAGCAUGGCAGAUCAGCGGGACCCCAGCCGCAGAGAGCUCAGCCGUUCACACUGCAUCAAUAAUGGCGGGGAGCAGGAGUGCCAUGGGCAGGCGGAUUCGCUUGGUGAUUUGUACCGCGCGCUGGAGCGUGCCAGUCUGUCGCCUAUUGGUGAGCACCGCCUUUCCACCCGUCUGGAGUACAAACACCUUUUCAUCCGGCGUUGCAACGAUCCACAGCUAAAUGACAAACUGCAUCAUCUCCGCAUCCUGCAGAGCACGCUAAAGGACAGGGAGGGCGAGGUAGCACUGAUUGACAAGCUGCUGGCCAAUCCUAAGCUCACGUCCUCAGAGUUCCAGGAAUGGAAGAAAGUUUACAUGGAGCUGUUUUCAUCAGAGCCGCAGCGGGACCGUCAGCCAAGCCCCGCCUCCGAGCUCAGCCCUGCCGCCACACCUGAACCCGCCCCUCGCACACCGUCCCUCUCACACACACACUCCUACAUCGAGACUCACGUCUGACACACACAAACGCAUGCUUCGAUCACUCCACAGAAAAAUGCCCUCACAAUAUAUGAAGUAGUCGUCGCUCACGACCAUCGGACACAGUCUUACUUCCAUGGACCUUAGGCUGGACAUAAAGCGAAAGUACGGGUUGAAUUGGUGUUUGUGGACUGAAUUUUAAUUACGAGGCUGUGAGGAACAUUUAUGAGCGGAAAUAACGUUUAGGUGUAUAAUAAUGCAUCAAGACGUGAUUUGAGAUUAAUAAUUUCAGUAAAUGAGUUACAUUAUUUAAUAAUCAAUAUAAAAUUAACCAAGAGACCAUUUCAGAUUACAUGCACAGGGUGCACUUUAAGUAAAUACUGUCAAGUUUGGCUUUCUUUGUCAUUAUAUUUGACAUGAUUUAUUUGUAUCCAUUGAAGCAAUACAACUUAAUAUUUGAUAUUUUCUUGCUCAGUUAUGAAAUAUAGUGUUUAUGUUCUAUAAUAUUCACAGACUAUAUUUUGAAUCAUAAUAUAUUUACAGUAUAUUAGUAUGAUAACAGUUAUAGCCAUGUUUUUUUUUAUUUAUACGCUUUUUCAUUUAAAUGUAUAACACAUCUUUUAAUAUUUAAUUGCGCAUGCGCUUCUGUUUUUUGUUCAUCUGUUUCCCAAUUCAUGUGGAUUACCUAUCAUCUAACACUCACUUAAAAUUCAUUUUUAAAAACUAUUAUUAACUUAUCAUUUAAGAACAUAAAUGAAUAUCCAUUUUUCAUACUGUACAUUAUCAUUUUGUGAUGCCUAAAUUUAAUCAGCAUUUUAAAGUACAAUUUUGUGACAAUUCUUGACAUAAAAAUAAUUAUCUGCACAAUUUCAUGAUAACAGUUGCCCCUAAGUCCUCCAAUAUUUCAACCUAUCAAACAUACUGUACUUUUAUGGCCUCACAGUCUCGUUUUAAUUGAUGUCAAUUUUGAUACAAUGAUUAAGGUCCAUAAACACAAAUUCUUCUCACUUUUGCUUGUACUUUCACAUCCUGACAGCAAUCGCAGACUCAGUCUGCAUGUGCUUUUGAAAUACUUGAAAAACAUUGUUUACGCAGGCACAGAUAGCUGUAAAAACAAAGCUCUCUCAAUAGCUCGACUCGCAACCCACAAGCUUCAGAGUAUGCCACUUCUGGACACCGGGUUGCCAUGGUUACCAGUCCUCCAAGCGGCUCAGACAAGGAGAGACAAUGCCGUCGCACUGAGAACAAACCUGACCAAACCACCUCUAGACAGGAAGCUGAGAUAGAACCAGAGCACUUGAACUUGGAAAUGGAAGCUACGGACUGGACUCUGAAAGGAAAUCCACAUCUGAGGCGCCAUUCAAACUCUAAAUACACCGACUGGCACACUGUACCUGUGUUUGUCUGUCUUUUUGAAGCAAAUCUCUCAGUGGACGCAUAGACAGUCAUCACACAAGUUGUCUGCCAUGUUUAUAUGCUACUUUAGCAUACUAUAUACUCUACUGUAUCAUACUAUAUAUUUAUGAUCUGCUGUUAUACAUCGGCUGGCCCCGACUUAUAGCACUUGUACAUUCGUGUGGAAGUUGUGUGCGUGUGCAUGAACAUGGAACACUGAUCUCACCACUAUCUCCGUAGAGUGUUUGGAUAUACCAAGAAAAGGCCUUUAAAGGAAUAUCCUUGGUUCAAAAUCAGAUCCGUUCUAUUGACAGCUCUUUGGUUCGUUGCCAGUUUCCACACUCAGUCAUUUUGGCUGAACCCAUAGUAAUGCUCUUAAAAUGGAAUGGUCUAUUGGGGAAGGUAAUUUACGGGCAGAAAAGUGCUGCAUUGUAUUUGUCGAAAUAAUCCUUGUGAGACUUUUCUAGAAGCAGAACUUCUGAAAAUGAGAUAUUACAUUGUACAUUGAAAUGUUGCGAUGCCUAAAUUCAAUAUAUUGAUUACAAAUCAACAGCAAA